CACUCAUAGAGGGACAGACAAAGUUAUUCCUCCUCUUAAAGGAUAUACAGCAAAAUGGUAUCCCAGAAAUGUCAAAUCCUGGGCCUCAUUCUGGCACUGAUUGGCUUCGUGGGCACCAUAGUCAUCUGUGGUUUACCAGCCUGGAAGAUGUCGGCUUUCAUCGGAGCCAAUAUCGUGACGUUCCAGGUCUACUGGGAAGGCUUAUGGAUGGAUUGCGUGGUUCAAACCACAGGCCAGAUGCAGUGCAAGGUCUAUGACUCCAUGCUUAUUCUUCCUGUACAUCUGCAGGCAGCUCGAGCCUUGAUCAUUGUUGCGCUUGUUGUUGGAAUCCUUGGAAUUAUCGUAACCAUCAUAGGAGGCAAAUGCACCAGUUUUGUACAGGAUGAAAGUGCUAAGGCUAGGAUUGCCAUCGCUAGUGGGAUCAUCUUCAUCAUCACAGGGAUUCUCGUUCUCAUUCCAGUGUGCUGGACCAUAAACGCUGUUGUCAGAGAAUUUUACAACCCCUCCAUUAUAGAUGGCCUAAAGAAGGAACUGGGACCUUGUCUUUAUAUCGGUUUUGGAAGUGCUGCACUGCUCAUCGCAGGAGGAGCCGUCCUCUGUAGCUCAUGUCCACCAAAGGAUGAUACUCCCUAUCAUGUGAAAUACUCUCCAGCCAAGUCUACAAUGAGCAGCAACAAGGUUUAUGUAUAAGAAGAACACACAUUUGGUUUUCGGGUCACUUUAGAGGACUGGUAAAAUGAUGGGGCAACUGAAUCAAGAAACUUCUUAGCACUAUACAGUGUGUGUUAGUGGUUAUCAGUGCUGCUAUCAGUAGUAAGUGCAUCAGAAGAAAUGUAGCUAUAAGCUUGUGAUUACAGUAAAAUAUAAAAUGUCAUCAAGUAACAUUAUGGGCUUUUUGCUGACUAACAACAAAUCUUAUCAAACAUAAAAAAUCUUAAAUUGUGAUCACUGCCAUAUAAUCUAUUUUGUAGAAUUUCAUAAGCAAUAAGGCUAUAUGCAUAACUUUUAUGUAUUAUAUGUACAUGCUUAUUUAUAUGGCAACUUUCGAAAAUUACUGAAUUACUGCUUAGUCUCCGAAGGUCAGACUGACUUUAAUGAAGGAACUGGGACCUUGUCUUUAUAUCGGUUUUGGAAGUGCUGCACUGCUCAUUGCAGGAGGAGCCGUCCUCUGUAGCUCAUGUCCACCAAAGGAUGACACUCCCUAUCAUGUGAAAUACUCUCCAGCCAAGUCUACAAUGAGCAGCAACAAAGUUUAUGUAGAAGACGGACACAUGUUUGGUUUUACAUUAGGUUCACUUUAGGGGACUGGUAAAAUGAUAGGGUAACUGAUUCAAGGUUACUUCUUAACACUGUCCUGUGUCAUUCAAUUUAAAGAAAAUAAUUAUAAAACACACGGUAUAAUAAUAUUUAUAAUUCAGUAAUAAUAUUUAAUUUUAAUACUUUUGGAUUUCUUUAUUUGUUAAUGAUGCUACUUUGUGCACUUUGGGUUUCCUCUGUGUUCUCCGGUUUAAGAUUCAAGAAGACUUCUUUAAUGAAUCUUGUGUAAUUGAUGCUAAAAUCAUAAUUGUAAAAAAUUAUGAAUUUGAAGCAAACUCGUCAGAUGUUUAAGACACAAAUAAAACUUCUGUAUUUUAACAAAGUAUUGUAAAAAGGCUGUUUUGGUAAGUGGGAAUAAAUAAAUCAUUACUAAAGGCAAAGACA
Messenger RNA from Tachysurus vachellii, 1701 nucleotides. Its product is annotated as claudin-4-like. Gene Ontology annotation, biological process: bicellular tight junction assembly; cell adhesion. Gene Ontology annotation, molecular function: structural molecule activity. Lineage: Eukaryota; Metazoa; Chordata; Actinopteri; Siluriformes; Bagridae. The transcript has a single exon. Bases 55 to 690 code for a protein of 211 amino acids. Gene Ontology annotation, cellular component: bicellular tight junction; plasma membrane. The record is from RefSeq and is a predicted model, not a curated record.